AUAAAUUUUACUUGGUAACGGGUUACAAAGCAGGACUGUUAGAAGAUAUCGGGUGGGACAUUGAUGGUGAAGUAUAUCGACAUGGCAACGGCUACAAUCGAAGAAAACAAAGAACUUUCAGAGGCAUUUGACGUUAUUCAAGAAUAUCCAAGGAACCGCUGCGAGGAAAACGACGAGAUCGUACAGGGAUUAACAGCUUUAUUUGAAAAUUUCAACAAGGAUCCGAAAGGAACACCCGAGAUUAUUCUUAAAUCGGUCACUUUGGCACGAGUGUUUAGUUUCCCUAAGAUUAGUGCUAUGAUUGCUCGAUCUCUACUCGUGGUUUUUCGACAUGUCUGGAAAACUUACUCGGAUUUCUACAGUGUCCCUGAGCAUGCCACACUUAGCAGUAACCUGAAGGCAAAUGCCUUUGGCUUCCUGUGUAAAAUGAAGGACUCCUUGCAUUGUCUGAUUUCGCUCAACGGAAACAACUCUGAUCCAAAACGGAUAUCAACUGCAUGUUCCGAAGUUCCACUCUGUAGCACGGGAAACGAAUUUUAUGCUGAAGUGCAGUCUAAACUUCAGGAGUUGAAAAAACAGAAAAACAUAGAAAAAAGUGAAGAAACUGAAGCACGAUAUCAAGCAAUAGUUGAUCUCCUUGACUUGCACUGCAAUCUUGCAGUUUUGAAGGAAUUCGUUUUUCUUUAUAUAGUCAUUCUAUGCAUUGCAAAUGGAAAUUCGCAGAAUACUGCCGAGGGUUAUUUUGAGGUAAUUGAAGGUCAACGAAAAGACAGGGAAACAACCUUGAAUAUCCUUUUUGAACCAGAAGCUGAAUUCGCUGGUGUUUCAGCUGUUUUUAUGAACGGCGAUUGGCCCAUGCUUCAAAUGCAUACUGAAAGAAGACUUUCGUGUCUGCACAAAUACUUUAACAGCUUAGCUGGGAAGAAGGUUAAAAUAGUUUCUUCUGAGGACGAUACAUUUGCAAUGUUUCGACAUCCAUCAGAAAAGACCGUACCGUUUACACAGAAGAAAUAUAUCCGCAUAUUCAACGACAAACACAGCAAAUUUAUAAUGGAAAAAGAAUUCGCAUUGAACAAAACUUACUUUGUGAUCCGCCUGGAUGCUGAAAGAGAACUUACUUUAAAGAUCAACGACAGUUCGAAAGGAAAUCUGAUAACUGACAAACGACUGCCGAGUGCUAGCGGCCAGUUCAACCUCGUGCGCUUGGCGAAUGGCAACAUAAUGAUUUCAUGCAUGAAACAUCCUACACGUUUUGUCACCAUGACUAGUGCAAAAGACGGCGACUGUCUUGAAGCAAAGAACAUCGGAGCUGGAUUUAACAGUCAGUGGCAUAUGGUCAAUUGCCAAGUUAAUCUCGACACUUAAAUCGAUUUAACAUGAUCGACCAGAUAUUUAAUAUUCCUUCAUGGCGGUGUUUUGAAGUAGAAUACAAUACCAUCAGAGUCACAGGUAGAGAUGUCGAAUCGAAUCAGGUUUACAUCUUCAGACAGCCUUCACAGUGUGUAUAAUAAAACAAUUGGAAAAUGACGAGUUUAAUUGCAUACGGAAUCUCAGUGUGAAUCAGUAUGCUUGUAUCUUCGUUCAGUGGACUAGAUGGACAUAAGUAUGAGCGACGCCGAUUUGUUCGUUUUAAGAUCCCUAUUUCACAGCAGAGAAAACGCUUGAGAGUUCGACGUCAGUUUUUGGACACACAGUUACCUCCCCUUAACUUUAUUUUAAAUGGGGUUGUCAACGGUAAACCGGUUACUCGGUUGGAAGACCACGAUAACAAAACCAUUAACCGAAUAAUCGGACAUUCAUUUACCCCCUUGAGGAGAGCUAUGUCUCCCUUGCUUAGACUUACAAAACUAUCUAUAGAUGCGAUCAAAGUCGGAUAGUUUGUUAUAAAUACCAGUAUUCGUGCUUACAUGUCUGGGUUGUUUUUGUACUCUAUUGUAAAUAUUGACAAAAAUAUGCUGACAACGCCAUACAAAACGGAACAGAUUUUGAAAGGAAGCGAGAACACAAAGUUGUGAUAUAUGCUGAGUUAAAUGCGCUUUUACAUGCAAUAUCUACACACUUGAAUGCGCAAGCAUGUCUUAAAACGUUUGCCGAUUAAAUUGUGUUGUACAGAACAAUAUAACCACACAUUAUCAGUGCAGAUACUUAUUAUUUAAUCCAGUCUUACUGUAUUUCAACAUUUGUUGUCCAUGAAAUAUACUUACUGAGGAUACAUGACACUAUUUACUGCGUUUAGCUUGAAAAUGUUAGGAAACUUUCCUGCUAAUUAGUACAUACAUGUAUGUUUAUGGUGUAAAGACGUUUAAGAUAGAAUAUUUGCUAAACAUAUAAUGUGUUUAUUGUUGUUUAUUGUUUGAUAACCGAAUUGACUGAUUAACUGAUUACUUGUUCGGCAGAUUGUUCGAGUAACCGGUUUCCAAAAUUAGACCGGUUUGACAACCCUAGUUUUAAUAUAUAACCGUAUCAAUUGGACCCGAGUACUUACACUGAUUCCGUCGCUCAGUUUGUUAGAAAAUCAGUCUAGUUGUAUUUUUACACCAGCAAUACAGGGAUCCUUAAACACGGUCAAAAUAGUGAGAGUAUCUGAUCGGUGGUAUAUGUAACAACAAUUCUCGACUCUAAAUAGAUAAAAAAAAAAUCAAGCUUUAAUAAUACAAAUUUUAAACAUUUUGCGUAAGAGUAAACAAUAAAUUCACCAAACAAU
Molecule: messenger RNA, 2704 nt
Organism: Mizuhopecten yessoensis (Yesso scallop)
Lineage: Eukaryota; Metazoa; Mollusca; Bivalvia; Pectinida; Pectinidae
Exons: 2
Coding region: 64-1365 (433 amino acids)
Source: RefSeq, a predicted model, not a curated record